Messenger RNA from Amoebophrya sp. A120, 4468 nucleotides. Lineage: Eukaryota; Dinophyceae; Syndiniales; Amoebophryaceae. The record is from the annotation of a GenBank genome assembly.
AGUGUAAUCGGCACCCAGAUAAGAAUUUCAAAAAUCUCUUGCCCCGGACAGAACAGUAGAGCUGUGAAUUUCAUCUGUAAAAACUUCUAAAGCCGCUCUAGUACUGUUCUGUUGAUCUAAAUUCCUGCCCAGACCGAAAAUCCUAGUACAACUACCGGUUUGUCACGAUCCAAUCGAAGAAGAGUACUCGUGGAGAUAGUUCGAUGUAAAGGCAGAAGGACUCACAUAUCUGCAUUCAUUAAUUGAACUUCAUCCAACUACCGCCCCAGCAGGAUAUAGUAUCUGUAUCUGGAUUUAAUUCUCUCUUCUCUAUCUGAGUUGUAAAUCUUCUAUCUCUUUAUCAGGGUUCUAAACACCACAGCAUCACAAACAACAACACAAGAUGUCGCAACAGGGUUCCGUCAAGUUUUUCAACGCUGAGAAGGGCUUCGGCUUUAUCCAGCCGGCCGAGGGAGGUGAGGACAUCUUCGUCCACUUUUCCGCCAUCAACAAGGAAGGUUUCAAAUCCCUGAACGAGGGUUAUCGUAAGGAAAAAUCCCCCCUCCCCAUAUCAAAACGGAAUUUCUGAUGCUGGAUUUGUGUACACAAAUCAGCUUUGUAUUGCAGGAAGGCAUUGCGGCCAGAUCCCCAGGCUAGGUAGGGGCGUAUGGGUCUAGUUGCUCAGCAUGACAGACGGCUCACCUUUGGGUCCAACAGCAUGACAAAUCGACUCCAUAAUGGGCGGAAGCUUCUGCCCUUGUCUUCUUGCAAUACAAACGUGAUUUGCGACCUCAAAUCAGCAACACAAAUUUUCGGAAACAUACCUUUUCGAUAUGGGAAGGGGGGAUUUUUCACUUUGAUAAGGGUGAGACCGUCUUCUACGACACUACCUUCGACCAGGCCAAGAACAAAACCGCGGCCAUAUCCUGAGUAAAAACGUACCCACACCAUAGUUGUCAUGCAACUCUGCAUGCUUAAAAUGUUUCUCAUGCGGAGCCCCAUGAGAAGCAUUUUCUAAUGCGGUUUUGAAAUUUGUCAUGCUCCAAUCAGCACGAGAUACUAGAUCUGUAAUGCUGCUAAACUAGCUCAAACAGCACUACACUACGCGGACAAACCUGUCAUGCCAAACAACCAAAGCUGGCUGAUUUGUCUAGCAGAUUCCCCAUCCUGACUCUGGUAUGGGUACGUUUUUACUCAGGAUAGGCCAUGAACGUUUCUGGUAAGGGUGACGGCAUCCCCCGCCAGCAGAAGGGCGGUAAGGGUAAGGGCGGCGGCUUCGGCAAGGGCGGCGGCUUUGGCAUGGACAAGGGCUACGGUGGCGGCUUCGACGGUAUAAUUUUUGAUACAGUUUAUUUCAGUUUUGGAACGUGUGUUUUAUAGUAGUAGCGGAGGAGAAGACCGCUAGCUUCUAUAAUCCCUCGCGCUUUUUCGGUUUGUGCUUUGAAUUCCUCGUUUAGAAUUUUUCCUGCAUAGUUUUUAACUGUGGUAGUGACAUCAGGAUCAGACUCCACAUAGCUGUUGCAGCUGCAGCUGGCUAGCAAGUCUGUUGUCGGUCUUGUAUGCCUGAAGGUGGCUGAUGUGAUUGCAACGGCGGAUUUAUUUUCAGCGGGAAAGGACGUCUACACAUACGCAAUUAGAGACAGGAGAAACACUUUUGCUCAAAGAAAAUGUUUUCUCGAUAAUUCAACAGGCUACGGCGGGGGCUUCGACAAGGGCUAUGGCGGCGGCUUCGACAAGGGCUACGGUGGUGGCUUCGACAAGGGCUUUGGCAAGGGCGGAUUCUACUAAAUGCGUUUCAGCGUCAUCGAAUGUUUUUAGUAUCGAAACUGAACGGAAAUGAUAAUGAAGAAGAAAAAGAACUUACCCCUGAUAGGGUUCUCGAAGAGAUGACUUGGUUUCCCGGACCAACUUGAGACUACUUAAAGAACACUAAGUGGAGCCAAGAAAUCGUUUUCCACCCUAUUACACCACCCCCGGUCUAGAAGGACUAAACUACACACAGCAAGAAGUUCUUGUUGGCCCAUAUUUUGUACACUAUUGUUCACACUCUACUCUACUACAAUCGGAGCGACGGAGCAUUGUUUACUGUUCAAAGGCUGACAAAUAUGUCGGAGCGACUGUUACAAUUUGGAUAAUGCGACAAAGACUAUUACAACCGAAAAACCUUUGUGAUGCUGAUUUAGAACUUUCGUCAAAGAGCUACGCCUAUUCAACGAUGCGGUUCGCAACUUGAGCCGUUUUGACCGUUUAGGUGUAGUUCGCCUUGUAUAAAGCGCCAGUCAACAUCGUGCGCUAGUUUUUCUGAGGAAAAGAGAAUCUGGGUGUUGUACUAUAUCACCGAUAUUGCCAAAGCUUUUCUGAGAUUGAGGUCUGUGUUGAAAUCAUCUUGUUGCCGCUAGUGGUUCACCAGCUGCGGAGAUAAACAAAGGAGCAACAGCCAGAAUUUUUUCUUUGGUUGUCGCGACUUCAAGGGCUAGCUUACUUACACACGCGCGCGCGCAGCUGGUGCAACUAGCGACAGUCAUUUAUUUCAGCCCAAAGAGCUCAACUUUGAGUAAAAUUGCGGCAAAAAUGUUUUCACUCUGCACGACGGAUUUUUUUCAAAAAUCACCCAUGCGGCAGCUAUUUUUCCGCAGUUUUCAGUUAUGUCCCUCAUCUUUUCGGGAAGUGGGUCAUUCACUCUGCGGACUCGGAUUUUUAGCUGCGCAUAGAAGAAGUAGCUGUACCAUGCACCCAAUUUAUAUCACUACCAAAAGAAGCACUAUUUUCUACAACAAUUGAAGCGCUGGAUGGAUCUGUAACGGCAGAAAAAUUAUAGGAUCAAAUUCAGUCUGUGGCACAGAGGACAGCACAAAACUACCCGCACUAGAACAAUACAUUCCGUAUUUCAAGAAAAGGAACGAGGUGGGGAUGAGAUGAUUUUUCGAAAAAUCUCUUUUCUACUCAGAACUGUUGAUCGCGGCCCUGACAAACAUCAUAUGAAUUCUUUUUUUGCUUUCUAGCUGUGGACAGAAAAAAAGCUUCUCGGUUUUCAAAUCUCAAAAGCAUAUCUUUACUGUGCUAUGUAGGACUCUGCUUCUCUAUUAAGGACUAACCUUUCGCUGCAUUACAGAAUUUGUGUUUUGUAAAAAUGCCACAAUAGGAGUUUGCUACGGAAACUUGCACUACAAGUAGAAGCUAUAAGCUCCAUAUGACAAAAAUCCUACCUGAGAACUUUGCUCUACCAAAAAAGGCAGUGUCUUGGCAACGAUGGUACGUACCCGGGGGGCAAGAAGAAGUCGCGGAGUUCUUUUGCGGAAUUUUCGCUCUUCUGUUUGUCGUCUUGCUAGUACCGUAGUUCCAAAGAUUUCGCACGAAACAAGACUCGCAGAACUGAACUAUUUCUUCAACAAGCACUACUUAGACUAUUCCUUUAGUACAUAACUAACACGUCUCGCCGCGUGGUCGUGGGGUAAAAGUAUCAUCGUCUUCGUGUCUUCCAUUCAGACAGCCUCUACCAAUGUAGUUGCCUGUUUGGAUGGUUGUUCGGAUGUCUGGCGGUGCUUCCCCCAUGAUCUUCCCGCACCACCACCACACUAUUGAUAGCUAAGGUUGAAAAAAUAUUGUUUCGAUAAGAAAAAACUGAGAAGGAGAGUUUUAUUGGGGGUCGAAGGAAACAAGAUGAAAAUCGUAGGCAAAAUAGAACUGGUCUAUUUGAAAAAUUCUCUACUUCGCACGCGCAGUCUGUACUGAUGUUGUCUCUAGAUCGUUUGCUACGUUUCGCACUUUGGUUUUAUUGCAGAUACUUACACUAUCGUUUAGAACUAUCGUACGUAUAACGAGGAACAGCACUACUUUUAGAGCACUACAAGAGCAGGUUAAUGGAACGAGGCACUAGAAAAGGUUGUGAAUUCUGCUAUGUAAGGUGAACAAAUGUAUCAGAUUGUUGCUGCACAUACAGAAGAUGAUCUUUAGGAACUGGGAAAGAAGGAUUUAAAAAAGACCACAGGACUGAAAAUACUAAAAAAGCCGUAGAUAGACAUUGCUUCGACACAGUUUCUGCAUCUCAACAUCGCCUGUGAACGCCAUGUCUGGAUCAGGCGGGGGGAUCGGUUGUGUGCCGAGGUUUUGUUGUGUUUACGGUACAGCAUGAAAAACUACUUCGCUUUGCCACAGAAAAGAACUGAAGAACUGUAGUUUCACAGAACUCGAGAUUGUUGGAAGUGAUAAGUAUGUCAAUACACAAUUCUCCGAAAAAAACAGACACCCAUUCAAGAAGCUCUUGAUGUACUGUAAUACACCUAUGCCGCUAGAACAAGAACUUGAACUACGCUGGAAGAUGAAAUAGGCUGCUUCGAAUAAAAUUUCAAAAACACAAAAAAAGAAAGAAAACUAAAAAAAAAAGCGGGAAAAAAUGACAACUAGAACCAGAUGGGUAUUUGCGAUGAUGUGAUGCUUCAUGGUAGAAUUUGCGCUGAUAAAAAUCCGGAUUGAGGUUAUUCUCGCGAUG